This is a messenger RNA of Aspergillus pseudoviridinutans, 1155 nucleotides long. RefSeq names its product aldo/keto reductase. NCBI's taxonomy places the organism in Eukaryota, Fungi, Ascomycota, Eurotiomycetes, Eurotiales, Aspergillaceae. The transcript has a single exon. Bases 1 to 1155 code for a protein of 384 amino acids. The record is from RefSeq and is a predicted model, not a curated record.
AUGGCACAUCUUUGGGCCCCUGCUCCCGAGCCCGCCACUGAGCUAGGGCGUUACCGCAUUCUCUCCUCCAAUGCUGGGAUUCGUGUCUCUCCGCUUCAGCUUGGAGGCAUGUCUAUUGGCAAUGCGUGGGCAGACUCUAUGGGCUCUAUGAGUAAGGAAGAAUCGUUCAAACUUCUCGAUGCCUUCUACGAAGCCGGCGGAAACUUCAUUGAUACGGCAAAUAACUACCAAGAUGAACAAUCGGAGACCUGGAUCGGGGAAUGGAUGGCCGAGCGUAAGAACCGCGAUCAGCUGGUAAUUGCCACCAAGUUUACUACCGACUUUCGGUCAUAUAAGCUGGGCAAGGGGAAGGCUCCCAACCAUUGCGGCAAUCAUAGGCGAAGCCUCCAUAUGAGUGUUCGUGAAUCGUUGAAAAAGCUGCAAACCGACUGGAUUGACAUCCUGUAUGUCCACUGGUGGGAUCAAACCACAUCGGUUGAAGAGGUCAUGGACAGUCUUCAGAUUCUCGUUGAACAGGGCAAGGUACUCUACCUGGGCAUUUCGGAUACUCCUGCGUGGAUUGUGACGGCCGCAAACUUAUACGCCCGCGCACAUGGGAAGACUCCUUUCAGCAUCUACCAAGGUAGAUGGAAUGUCAUGCUACGCGACUUCGAACGGGAAAUCAUCCCGAUGGCCCGCCAUUUUGGAAUGGCACUUGCCCCGUGGGAUGUCCUGGGUGGGGGGAAAUUCAAAACCAAGGAGGAAAUUGAACAACGCAAGGCCCAAGGGGUGGGCCUCCGAAGCAUCUUGACUCCGGAACAAAGUGAAGGAGAGGCUGCAAUGAGCGUAGCGCUUGAAAAAGUGGCCAAGGAGCAUGGGAUCAAAUCUCUGACCGCAGUUGCCCUGGCAUAUGUCAUGGCGAAAGCGCCAAACGUGUUCCCUCUCGUUGGCGGUCGCAGAGUUGAACAUCUUCAAGACAAUAUCCAGGCUCUCAGUCUAAGGCUGACGGCAUCCCAAAUUGAAUACCUUGAGAGCCAAAACCCUUUCGAUGCUGGGUUCCCAAGCAAUUUCAUCGGCCCGGAUCCCAAGGUGACUGGCAAAGCAUCCUUCCUCUUGGCAGCUAAUGGUGCGUAUUCCUUUGUGCGAGCACCCAGGUCCAUUACGAGUCCAGAAUAG